CUACUACCACCACUACCAGUAGACUCCUUCAAACCCCACUCCCUCCACCUCCACUCCCUUCCAGCUACUACCGCUCUCUCUCUCUCUCUCUCCCGUCACCUCCUCUUUUCAGAUCGAUGGAUAGAUGAGACGAGACGGCCUACAUAGAUAGACCUAGCUCUCUCCCUCCCAAGGAGACAUUCCCCACUUUAUGGAUGCCAUGUGGUUUCUGCGCUUCAUGACACAUCUGGGCGCUUAACAUCACUCACUAACCAUCCUUGCUUCCGUUGCUAGGCAAGCUUAGCAGAGCUCCUCCUUGCAUCUUUCCCCCUUGAGGCCAACACUCCCUACCUCUCUACCACCACAAAACCUAGCUACAACUAUAAGUUUACAGCUUUGAAACUCAGCCCAACAACCCCACCGCCCCACCAAAAACGUCCUAAUCGCACCGCCCGGCCGGCGCACACACGCACGCACGAGCUCCCUCCGGCCCGCCGGAGCAGCCACCACCAUGGAGUACAAGAGAUCGUCGCAUGUGGAGGAGGACGAAGAGGACCUGGAGGAGGAGGAAGAGGACGAGGACGAGGAGGAAGAUGAGGAUGACAUGGAGGAGGAGCGGGAGGGCGAGAUGAGAAGCCGUCAACAUCAUCACCAUCACCACUUCGCAACGGCACCGGCGCCGGCCAUGGGCGCGCCGCAGCAGCAGCACCUGCAUGGAUCCCAGCAGGUUCUUGCCCCGUCUGCUGCUGCUGCUGCGCCGUCCCCCAGCUCCUUGGCGGACAUGGCCGCCUUCUCCAGGCCCCUCCUGCCUCCCAACUCCUCCCUCGUCUCCUCGCCGCCGCCCGGCUUCCUCUCGCCCCCUGCGCACCUCCACCCGCUCCAGCAGCACGCCCACCGGAGGAUGGUGGAGCGGGAGCGGGGCAGGACGGUGGAGGCGCCACCGCCACGGGAGCCCGAGCGCCAGCAUCAGCAGCAGCACCACCAUCCUCACCAGCAGCAGCGUCAUCAAGAACCGGCAAGAAACGGCGUUCUUCCUGCUGCUGGCACCGGCGCCACGCCUCCCCAGGCGCCUGCGCUAGCCCUCGCCACAGGUGGUGCGGCAAGGGAGCACGCUGCCGCCACGGGUCCGCCGGCCGCGCCGGAGCCGCUGCCGUGGAGGUACAGGGAGUGCCUGCGGAACCACGCCGCGCGGAUGGGCGCGCACGUGCUCGACGGCUGCGGCGAGUUCAUGCCGUCCCAGGGCGAGUCCCCGGCCGCCGCGCUGCUCUGCGCCGCGUGCGGCUGCCACCGCAGCUUCCACCGCCGCGAGCCGGUGCUGGUCGCCUCGCCCACGCCGUCGCCCGCAUCCGCCGUCGUCUCCCCCUCCGCCGCGGCGGCGGCCCCCAGCUCCCGGCCCAUGCCGCUGCUCCUCGCCCCGCCGCACAUGCACAAGCCGCGCCAGCACGUCGCCCCGCUCACGUCCCCGAUGUCCGCGCACGUACCGGCCUCCCCGAAGUCGGCCCCCGCCGCGCUGGCCGAGUCGUCCAGCGAGGAGCUGCGCCCGCACCCGCCCCCGCCGCCGCCCCCUCCGCCCUACCCGCAGGCGGCCGUCGGUGCGGGCGGGUCGGCCUCCGCGCCGCCGGCGCCGGGCAAGAAGCGGUUCCGCACCAAGUUCACGCCGGAGCAGAAGGAGCGCAUGCUGGACUUCGCGCACCGCGUGGGGUGGCGCGUCCAGAAGCCCGACGGCGGGGCCGUGGACGCCUUCUGCGCGCAGGUCGGCGUGCCGCGCCGGGUGCUCAAGGUGUGGAUGCACAACAACAAGCACCUCGCCAAGACCCCGCCCACCACGCCCUCGCAGCCUUUGCCGCCGCAGCCUCACCACCACCACCACGACCCUCCUCCUCCUCCACACCACCAGCACCACCACCCGCACCCAGCGCAGCCGCAGCACAACCACCACCACCAUCAGCAGCAGCAUGAUCCAUGAGCGAGCAGCACAUUGCGAGAGUGAGAGGAUGAGGAUGCAUUAGCCAUUAGCCUUUCUUCUUCUACUAGCCUCUUUUUUUGUUGUUCUCCCAUGUAAUUCCAGUGACCUCCUUGUUGUUAAGUGUUAACUCGCGCGCGCGUCGGCAGGUAAUUAGGGUUGGAGCAGAGACCAGUAAUCCGAGGAGGCAUGCAUGCCCUUCUUCCUCAUUGCACAUUGCUCUCCUUGAUAAUAACAUGAUGAUUAGGUUA
Molecule: messenger RNA, 2193 nt
Organism: Lolium perenne
Lineage: Eukaryota; Viridiplantae; Streptophyta; Magnoliopsida; Poales; Poaceae
Product: zinc-finger homeodomain protein 7-like
Biological process (GO): regulation of DNA-templated transcription; regulation of developmental process
Cellular component (GO): nucleus
Molecular function (GO): transcription cis-regulatory region binding; DNA-binding transcription factor activity
Source: RefSeq, a predicted model, not a curated record